CUUUUGUCGAAUGGAGGGCGGAAGCUUAGUCUGAGUAAAGAGCACUGGACUCCAGCUCGGCUCUCUGCUGCGUGGUCGCUUCUUUUUCUGUGUGCCAGUUUUCUCACUUGUACAGCAAGGAGUUAGCCUGAGUGAUUUCAAAGUCCCUUCCAGUUCUGACACUAAAUUCUUCAUUAAAAUGUGUGCUUGGCAUUAUGAGUUUUCAAAGAAGAAUGGAGGAAAAUAUGAAGCUUGCUACAGUGGAAGACACUGUGGAGUAUCACCUAUUCCUGAUACCAGAUGAACCAAGGGACCCAGAAAAACACAAAGAGAUUCUUCAAAAGUAUAUUGAGAGGAUAAUGACUCAGUUUGCACCUAUGCUGGUCCCCUAUAUCUGGCAGAAUCAGCCUUUCAAUCUUAAAUAUAAACCUGGGAAAGUCUUGAUAGGUUGUGUGUUUCUAAGACUGUACUCAUUUCUUCGAAGAUACCCAGAAAAAACUCAAGCCUCCCUUCAUCGUGCACGCUGCUUCCUUCCAGCUGGCAUUGUAGCAGUGUUAAAGCAGCACCCCAGAUUGGUGGCUGCGGGAGUCCAGGCGUUUUACCUGCGGGACCCCACUGACCUGCGAGCCUGCCAUGUUUUCAAGACUUUCUUGCCUGAAACACGAAUAAUGACAUCGGCCACCCAGGCGCCCUGGAGUUGUAUUUUUAAGUCUGAUUCUUUGCAAUUCUUAAAAGAACCUUCCGAGGCUCCAAUCACUUUUGAUGCAGAUUCUUUUCUUAAUUAUUUUGACAAGAUUUUAGGUCCAAGUCCUCAUGAAUCAGACUCCGAUGAUCUGGAUGAAGAAGACUUUGAAUGUUUAGAUAGUGAUGAUGACUUGGAUCUUAAAACCCAGGAGACUGGGGAAGAAGCAUCUGUAAGAGGAACUCUUAAUAAUCUCAAGUCAUACAUGGCCCAGAUGGACCAGGAAUUGGCACAGACCAGCAUUGGCAAAAGUUUCACCACCCAGAAGCAAAUGGAACCUCUAUCCCAGACUACCAAUAAUAAUUCAGAUGAGGAAGAUUCUGGUGCAGGAGGAUCUGUUAUGACACCAGUGGAUAUAGACCUGAACCUGGUUUCAAAUAUACUGGAAUCCUAUAGUUCCCAAGCUGGACUGGCAGGACCUGCAUCCAACCUUUUACAAAGCAUGGGAGUACAGCUGCCUGAUAACACUGAUCACAGACCCACAAGUAAGCCAACGCAAGAUUAGCCAGCACACCUAGCCUCUUUUUUUCUUCUUAAAUAAAUAUUGAGUCUCACUGUGCUCAUGUAUAGUUUAGAUGACUCAUUUAGUAAAAAUGUUUCUUCAGUACAAGUUUCACAGGCUAACUUCUCCUCUGUGAGCCCCAAAUGUUGUCCACUCUGCAUAAGUCUUUGUGAUCUCAGCUGAGGUACAUACAAGGUUUUGAAGUCAGCAGAAGAGAGAAAAAUCAAGCCCCUGGACAGCCCCUGAGAGAUUUACACACUCCGCGUUUAGAACAUUAAGUUGAUCUUUACUGAGGAUUAAAGGAAGAGAAAGGAGGGUGAUAGGCAAAAAUGAGAAGUGAAUGAGUUGCUUUUUUAUUCCAGUUACCAGAAAUGACCUUUAGCCAGGCUCACUCUGGUGACAAAUACAUUUGUUUUAAUGUUUUACCUGUUUUUGCUCUUCUGCUUCACGGACUGAGUGGGCUCUUUUUAUCCUUACCACCUUCAUCACUCAUUGCCACAUGAAUAUUGUCCAGCCAGGUAGGCCCUGUACGAAAGUUCCUUUUAUUUAUCUGCCAUUUUCAGUACCUCAGCCCUGCCCUCUUUUGCCUCAGCUUUCAGAUAUCCUUGGAGUUCUAAGAAGCAAAGCCCUCCUCCCACUCACUGCCAGGAAAUAAAGUUCAGUGUCACAGCUCCUC
Messenger RNA from Leptonychotes weddellii (Weddell seal), 1899 nucleotides. Lineage: Eukaryota; Metazoa; Chordata; Mammalia; Carnivora; Phocidae. The record is from RefSeq and is a predicted model, not a curated record.